This is a messenger RNA of Dothidotthia symphoricarpi CBS 119687, 468 nucleotides long. RefSeq lists its product as uncharacterized. The transcript has 2 exons. Lineage: Eukaryota; Fungi; Ascomycota; Dothideomycetes; Pleosporales; Dothidotthiaceae. Bases 1 to 468 code for a protein of 155 amino acids. The record is from RefSeq and is a predicted model, not a curated record.
AUGCCAGCGUGCACUGAGAGUCAUCAUACAGUAACCUGCAUCAAUGAAUGGCGCGCAUCAGUGAAUGGCUUGGAUGGCCUGGACGGCCAUUUCACCUGGUCGAAAAUAGGUCAGGAGUUGGGCUUCAAUUUCCUGAGCCCCCCUCGGCAGACUGCUGUAGCUGCAUGUAGUUUGGCAUGGCGUCAGGAACGCGCCGCACGGGAAUUGCGACGGGGCAGGCCAAUAAGUGCCAUCUCCGACUACUCUAGUGACGUGGAUCUGCCACUUUCACCGCCUGUCUUCGCGUCGAAUUGCACAAUUUACGACAGUAACCACAACUACGAGUACGCGCAGGACUGGGUCCGGGAAGAUCAUUUCACCUGGACACUGGCGACGCGAGACAUGGACCCUAAGCCUGAUCCUCUCUCGAGCGAUUUCCCACCCGUUUACGCUCGCGAGACUACGAUUCGAGAUUCAACAAUUCGAUAG